Messenger RNA from Priapulus caudatus, 2393 nucleotides. Its product is annotated as calpain-C-like. Lineage: Eukaryota; Metazoa; Priapulida; Priapulimorpha; Priapulimorphida; Priapulidae. Gene Ontology annotation, biological process: proteolysis. Gene Ontology annotation, cellular component: cytoplasm. The transcript has 17 exons. The record is from RefSeq and is a predicted model, not a curated record. The coding region runs from base 1 to 1845 and encodes 614 amino acids. Gene Ontology annotation, molecular function: calcium-dependent cysteine-type endopeptidase activity.
AUGGCUGCGACACUACGCGUGGAAGACCUGAAACAAGCGUGCAUCGGCAGCGGACAUUUAUAUGAAGACCGCGGAGUUCGCCUGUCACCAAGGACUCGGUGUUUUACUACCAGACACCGCGCAUUUCAAUUUCAGUGGAAGAGGCCGAAGGAACUAGUUUCCAAGCCAUGUUUUUUGCUAGAUGGACAGAAUCAAUGCGACAUCACCACGGGGAAGUUAGGCGACAGUUGGCUGGUGUCAAGUCUCGGGUCCCUCUACCUCACGAAAUCCAUGUUCUUCCGCGUGAUACCGUCCGAACAGUCGUUUGACGACGACUACUGCGGACUCUUUUACUUCAGAGUUUGGUGGCACGGUACGUGGAAGAAGGUAGUCAUCGACGAUCGCCUUCCCACCGUCAACAACAAGCUGGUGUUCAUACAGAGCGACGGCAGCCAUCAGUUCUGGGCAGCACUCAUCGAAAAGGCGUUCGCUAAGUUGUACGGCUCGUACGAGGCGCUCAAGUACAAUACGAUAGUAGACGGACUCACCGACCUGACCGGGGGUGUGGUGGAGACGAUGGACAUGAAGGAUGACCCCAUGGCCUGCAGCAUCCUGCUACGGAGCAUGCUGGACGUGUCGUCUCUCGUAACGUGUUCCACGCCGAACCCUGCGAAAGGAAGCGUCCCGGAAAUACUCCCCAAUGGAUUAUCGUUGGGAAGAAGCUAUCGAGUUAUUCAACUAGAAAAGGUGUCCACGUCGAUGGAUGAGAGUAUACAGCUAGUGCGACUGCGUAAUCCAUGGGGUGCUGCAAAUUAUAGCGGUGCCUGGCAGGAGGGGUCGCUGGAGUGGAACACCGUCUCACAAAAAGACAAGGACGCACUGGGCAUUGGUCUUAAAGCCGACGGAGAAUUCUGGAUGCCGUAUUACGACUUCGUGAAAUGCUUCGCUAGUCUUGAGCUGGUGCACAUCGCGUGGGAGACCGUUCAACUCGAGCCGACGCUCAACAAGAAGAAGCCGUGGGAAUUGCAGACCUUUCACGGACGAUGGUGCAGAGGCGUUACUGCCGGUGGUUGCAGAAACCACGCAGAGACGUUCUACACGAAUCCGCAGCUACUGCUGACAGUGUCGGAGGCGGACGACGUUCUAAUCUCCCUGCAGCAACACAACAGCUACGACCCGCACGUCAUAGGCUUCUCAGUCUACCAGCUAACCAAAGUUAUCGCCGAGCGACUGCCGGUCAACUUCUUUCAGAACUACGUUGCCAAGUAUCACUCCCGGUACACCAACAGCAGGCAAAUAACUCAUAGAUAUUGGCUCCCACAGGGGCGAUACGUCAUCAUGCCAACCACGCAUGAGGCAGGCAAGGAAGGGGGUUUUACCGUACGAAUCAGCAGUUGUACACAAGUGAACCUACAGUUGCUAGAUGACACCACUGCUGUGACGAAGACGGUACUGAUAAAGGCGCCACAGAGAUCUGGGGCCGAAUCCUACGAGAACAUAUUUCUGCAGUAUGCCGAUGAACAGAGACAGGUGGAUGUGUUUUGUCUCAGUCAAGCCCUCAAAGUGUGCUUGCCGAAAGGAAAUAUUUUAGCAGUCACGCCAAAACGAAGAAUAGUAGCGUCAUGGAAAGCCGAGAAACUACGAGAAGCACUAAAAGACGUUGGAUUUUACCUCAGCACCGAUGUCAUCUGUGUGAUCAUGAUGAGACACAUUCGUAAGGAUGGCCUGCUAUAUUUUGUUGACUUCGUGUCAUGUAUUCUGCAACUAUAUGCUGCUUUCGGUCAGUUUAAUAAGCGGGAUCCUGCCCACGGCGGAAUUGUGAAGAUGAAUCUGAGUGACUGGAUUCGCGCUGCAGUGCACACGUGACAUCCUAUGUUGCCGAGGAGCCGGGUUCAACUGUGAGGCAAGCGGCCGCGUAUACAAGUGCAAUAUCACCAACAUGAAAUCACUCCUAAUGUUCAAAACGUUAUUAAAGCCGACUACCGCAUGCUGAAGUGUAAAAAUUAUUGUAAAUAUUAAAGCUACACGAUCAAAAUUAUAAUUAUUUUUUAUUACACUACUAUUAUUUUUAAUAUAUUAUCAGGUGCAGAUAUAACAGCAAAUACUGGAAAUUAUAUUAAAAUAGUAAUGUGGUAUUAACUUUGUUACGAUGCACGUUUGCAUAAUUAAUUCGAACAGUAAAGGUAAGAUCAGGCAAGAAAUUGGACACUUCAAAUUAACUUUCAAUAACGUUCACACUUUUCAUCAUCAUUCUCCUAUUUGUACUUUCUUUUAAGACGGGAAAUUUUUGAAAAAUAAUGACUAAAUAUCAAUCUAUAGUUAUUAAUUCUGUCUAAUUGUGACUAUGUAUUGUGUUUUUGUCACAUAUUGUGAACGUAUCCGCUUAUUAUCGCAAUAAACACGUUGAAUAUUUA